UACUCCAUAAAAAAAACUAAUUUCGUGUUUCCCAUCACUUGACCUUUCUCUUGACCCGAUGAAGUUUUUCUUCCGGCAGCAGGUGAAACGUCAUUCAUGUCUUCGCAAUUCUGAAAAGAAGAAUUAUUGCCAAUGUUGGAUCAUUGCUAAGAGACAAGGAUGAUAUAAUUAUGGCUAUACCUUAUACAGGUUAUAUUUCGGAGUACCAUGUUGUUAUUCAUAUCCAAAUAGAAAACUUGGGUGCUUGUUCAUUUCUUAUUAGUUGUGAUCAUGACAAGAUGCAAGUAAGUUUAGCACUAACAAUUGAAAUUGCCAAGAACUGUCAAACCCUUGCAACUCAGCAACUAUCUUCACCGACUAAGGAGACAAAUGGAAACAAUUAUGAGAAGCGUCCUCCUCCAAAACCUCCACCAUCAAAAGAUCUGCCAUCUCUGAGAUACUGUGUUGUCAAUUUGGCUUUUGUUUUGUUUCAGGUGUGUGAUUUGUUUUUAAGUUCAGCUUAUUUUAAGGUUGCUCUCAAGGUGUUUGUUGAAAGGCCUCAAAUAUGUUUGGCUGAAGGAAAAGUGUUGAUGAGGGAGAAUCUGAUAAUGGAUGUUGCAAAUCAGUUUUUCUUGUCCACUCGACAAUCAAUUCCUUCGCAGAUGAUGAUUUUAUUCAAUCUCAAGAACCUGUAUAAUCGAACUGUGCGAUCCAAAGCUAAAGAAAUGAUCCGUAACGGGAUAGAUAUAAAGAUUGUGGUUCCUAAACUCAGUUCUCUUUUGUGGAAGAAUUCUGUUUGGUUGUUUGGUUUAAAGAAUGGGAUUUGUAAUACCCUAUUGGUGUCUAACUUUUCUAUGCUUAUGAAUGUUCAAAUAUUUGUUGGCUUAGUUUUUAGUGUUUCUGUUAGAAUGUGGAUGGGAAAUGUCCCAACAUAAAGUUUUUCACUUUGCUUGU
This is a messenger RNA of Vicia villosa (hairy vetch), 933 nucleotides long. RefSeq lists its product as uncharacterized. Lineage: Eukaryota; Viridiplantae; Streptophyta; Magnoliopsida; Fabales; Fabaceae. The record is from RefSeq and is a predicted model, not a curated record. The transcript has 2 exons. The coding region runs from base 171 to 914 and encodes 247 amino acids.